AUGGGUUGUGUAUUGGGUCGACCCGGAUCACCAGGAUCAGUUUCUGGGUCUAGACACGAAGUUAGCAGUACAAGGAUCGAGUCUCAUCGAAACGAAGUAACCAAUGUGUCCGUGAAGAAAACCGAAACUACAGAGAGCACUAGUGAUGUUGUUGCUGCUGUUUCUAAUGGUGAGGAGGUUAGAAACCAUGAAGCUAUUGUGGAUCAAAAGGAAGCAAAUGGCUUUGUUGUGACAGAGGCGAAAGAGAGGAAAUCGAAAAGCGAAAGAAAAAGGUCUAAACCUGACCCGAGACGGAGCAAUCCGCCAAAGAAUUUGCUCGGUGAGCAAGUUGCAGCUGGAUGGCCGCCAUGGUUGUCUGAAGUCUGCGGGGAAGCUCUAAACGGUUGGCUUCCACGAAAAGCGGAUUCUUUUGAGAAGAUUGAUAAGAUUGGAUCAGGAACGUAUAGUAAUGUGUACAAAGCGAAAGAUUCGUUGACAGGAAACAUUGUGGCGUUAAAGAAAGUGCGGUGUGAUGUUAGGGAACCCGAGAGCUUGAGAUUUAUGGCUAGAGAGAUUCUGAUUUUGAGGAGAUUGGAUCAUCCCAAUGUCAUUAAAUUGGAAGGUUUGGUUACUUCAAGGAUGUCAAGUAGUAUAUACUUGGUUUUCCGUUAUAUGCAUCACGACUUAGCUGGUCUUGCCGCAAGCCCGGACAUAAAAUUCUCCGACCAACAGGUUAAAUGCUAUAUGAAGCAACUACUCUCCGGGCUCGAACAUUGCCAUAACCGAGGAGUUCUUCACCGUGAUAUCAAAGGAUCAAACCUUCUUAUAGAUGAUGGAGGAGUGCUUAGAAUAGGCGACUUUGGGCUUGCAACGUUUUUUGAUGCAAGUAAGAGGCAACAAAUGACAAACCGGGUUGUUACUUUAUGGUACAGAGCACCAGAGCUUCUUCACGGUGUUAUUGAGUAUGGUGUUGGUGUUGAUUUAUGGAGCGCUGGUUGCAUUUUAGCUGAGUUAUUAGCUGGUAGACCAAUUAUGCCAGGUCGUAACGAGAUCGAGCAGUUGCAUAGGAUAUAUAAGUUAUGUGGAUCGCCUUCGGAAGAGUAUUGGAGAAAGAUUAGACUUCCUUCUAAUCAUAAGCAUGCUCAUCACAAGCCUUUACCACAGUUUAAAAGAAAACUAAGAGAGGUUUACAAAGAUUUCUCUCCUGAGGCACUUUCUUUACUCGAUACACUUCUAGCGCUUGAUCCGUCUGAGCGCCGGACAGCUACAGAUGCGUUGAUGAGUGAUUUCUUCACGACGGAUCCACUUCCAUGUGAACCUUCUGAUCUACCGAAGUAUCCUCCAACUAAAGAGAUUGAUGCCAAGAAACGAGACGAAGAGUAUCGGAGACAAAGAGAAGCCCGUAAGACUCAAGGAGAGAGCGGAAGAAGAAUGAGACCCCGGGAACGAGUCCCAAGAGCAAUGCCGGCUCCAGAAGCCAACGCAGAGAAUCAAUCAAACAUCGAUAGGAUGCGUUUGAUCACGCACGCGAAUGCUAAGAGCAAGAGCGAGAAGUUUCCUCCACCGCAUCAAGACGGGUCGCUUGGUUUCCCGAUUGGUUCUUCACGGCGACUUGAUCCAUCGGAGAUACCAUUUAGCUCAAACUCAUUCACUUCUUCUUACUCGAAAGAGCCACUUCAGACUUGGUCAGGCCCUUUGGCUCCCAUUGGAGCAUCUGAUUCAACCACACGGAGGAGAGAUAUUAACAAAGAGAGAAGAAUGGCUGCUAAGGUUAAAGGGAAAAGAAUUGUUGUUUGA
Arabis nemorensis is the source of this 1776-nucleotide messenger RNA. Lineage: Eukaryota; Viridiplantae; Streptophyta; Magnoliopsida; Brassicales; Brassicaceae. The record is from the annotation of a GenBank genome assembly.